GAAUAAAACAGGAAAAAACAAGUGGCACGCUUCCCAUAGCCUCGGUUUUGAAAAAUAUGUCCUAUAUAACAAGCAUACACAUGGGCUCCUUCUCAACCCCUCACCACUUGUUGGAUUCACUCUGUCUUGUUUAGCUACCAGGAAAGAAGAGAAAAGCUGUUGACGUUUUUGUUUUCGCUUAGAUUUAGAGAUGGUGACCGGGAGUAGCUCCACCGUUAGCGGUGGUGAAGGAGCGGCGGAGACGAAGCCGAAAGAGAUCAGGUUGUUUGGGGUCAGAGUGGUGGUUGAUAACUUUAGGAGGAAUGUAAGUUUGAAUAAUGUAACCGAGUAUCAGUAUUACAAGGAGAUGACGCCUAAUACGAACAAUGAUAAUAAUAAUGAGGAGGAGGAUGCUGGUGCUGCUGUUUCUGGUUAUAUGUCUGCAGAUGACACCGUUCACCGCUCUUCUCCUGCCUCUGGAAGACGUAGUGAAAGAAAGCGAGGAGUGCCAUGGACAGAGGAGGAGCACAGGAGAUUCCUUUUUGGAUUGCAGAAAGUGGGAAAAGGAGAUUGGAGAGGAAUUUCUCGCAAUUUUGUCAAGACUCGAAAUCCAACUCAGGUUGCUAGUCAUGCUCAGAAGCAUUUUCUCCGCCUCAAUAAUGUCAAUCGCCGCCGCCGCCGGACUAGUCUCUUUGAUAUCACCGCCGAUACGUUGACUUCAUUGCCAAAGGAAGAGCAGCAAGCUCAUCGCCAGGACAGCAAUAUCAACAACCACGCAUCUCCGUCAAAUCCACUGCCACCUCCACCACUGCAAGCCAACAGCAUCACCAAUUUCUCUGGGGUGCCGUCGAUCCCUAUAAGAACUGUCAACCCCUCUGUGCUGCCUCUCCAAAUUGAGAACCCAAUGAUGGAGAGCCAAUCACUUGGACAAGGCCAUCAAUUCAUUAACCACUCAACAAAUCUAGUCCGCCCAGUUGCCGUCGUUCCAGCUGUUUGUACUCCAGCAAUGCCUGAUCUUAACUUAAAUCUGAAGCCAACUGCUGAUUCAUCAUCACUGUCCCUCAAACUGUCUUCACCAUUUGUUCAGAGGGAAUCAACAUCAAGGUCUUCAGCUUUCCAGGCGAUGUCAAGUAUGAAAAAUGGGGAUAACACCAUCACUGUUGCUUGAGGAAGGAUAACAAGGGAGGGCUGGUUCAUAAUUAAUCAGAAGAAAUAGGGUAGAUAAGAUAAGGUUAAAUUAGGUGACUGAGAUUUUUAUCUUUUGCUAAUGUACAGACCUGAAAAGGAGUAGGUUAUUUUGUUGGUUUAUGCUAUUAUUAUCUUUUGGAUAGAUUCCUCUUGGUUCUGUGACUGUUUUUAGCUAGUACGAGCUUGACAUGACUGGAAAUAAAUAAGCCAGCACUUCUGUUCA
Molecule: messenger RNA, 1390 nt
Organism: Populus trichocarpa (black cottonwood)
Lineage: Eukaryota; Viridiplantae; Streptophyta; Magnoliopsida; Malpighiales; Salicaceae
Product: transcription factor MYB1R1
Exons: 3
Coding region: 191-1147 (318 amino acids)
Biological process (GO): response to auxin; response to ethylene; response to gibberellin
Molecular function (GO): DNA binding
Source: RefSeq, a predicted model, not a curated record